This is a messenger RNA of Pocillopora meandrina, 2915 nucleotides long. The record is from the annotation of a GenBank genome assembly. NCBI's taxonomy places the organism in Eukaryota, Metazoa, Cnidaria, Anthozoa, Scleractinia, Pocilloporidae.
UUGGAAAGAUCGUUCUAACGGUUACGGGCUCCGUUCAAAAGUGCGGAAUGAACGCCACAACGCUACAUGUUGAAGCGUGCAAAUGCAUGUUGUCACUUGAAAAUGACAACCAAGCUGUUUGGGAUCAGAUGUUCCAUUUGCUACCGAAGCUUCGCCAAGCCCUUUCAUGUCGUGUGUGCCGCGGUUUAUUGAUCGACCCGUACGGAUCUCACAGCUGUGAGCACCAUGUCUGCAAAGGAUGUCUACGGAAAAAACGGGCUUUGAUACCUGGAUGUCGGUGGUGUACAAACUUAGAAAAGCUAACGGAAGAUAAACAGGCAAGAAUUCUCUUAGCUUGUUAUCAAAAGCUUUGCGAAUACGUCGCUCAAAAGGCGGUUGGUGGACAAUUACUUGCCACGCAAAAUGGCGAGUAUAGCAAGACUUUGGCGAUCAUUAAAGAGGCGGUGACAAGUCCAAUUUCACUCGCACACUUUGAGAAUCAACAGGAACAAGCACCGGUACCCGCAAACACCACAGAUUCAAAUUCCAAAAUUUCCCCUUCUACGAGCGGGAAUUUGAACAUGGCGACCGAGUCACGUGUCACACCAGUCAAACUUCCGCCGGAAAUAGAACUGCUCCCUCCAAAACGAGUCACUAAGUUGUUGUCUUCUCCGACAGGAAGUGACAGUCAGAAAGACAAGAAAAGGAAAAGAAAACCAUUCAAAGGAAGUUAUUACAAUUAUGGGAAAAAGAAAAAAACUGUCAGGCUCAGUGCAAAUGCAACAAAUUCUUUUUAUAAUUUGGGGAGUGAGAAAAAUAUUUCUACAGAUUUUGCUUCUCUGGAUUUUAAAACUGGAGAUUGUCCGCAAAAAGUUAUUAUGGGAGAAGAGGAAAGUGAAGAGAUUCAAGUUGUUGAUAAUGUUGAUCUUGAACCGAAGCCUAAGAUUGAACAAAAACAAACUGUUGUGGUGACUCCUCCUGGAAAACACAGAAAGAACAAAGGGAAGGUGAAGAGGUGUUCUUGUGGUAUGUCAUCUAAGCUUCAAAGCCCCAGGUGUGUCACCACACGCUGCCCUUGCUUCAGUGAUGAAGGAUCAUGUGAACUCUGCCCUUGUUUAAAUUGUGGUAAUCCCUUUAACAACAACAAUAAUAACAAUAAAAUGCAGCCAGAUGGAAAAUAUCCAUUGAAGUGUGUAGAUGAAAAGAGCAUGCUGACAUCUGUAGAAUGAUUGAUCAUAAUAGGAUUCAGAGAAGGAUUACCAUGCAUUAAAUAAGGAUAAGAAAUGGAGCCAAAACACCUAGUUAAACUUUUAUCAUCACAGCCUUAGUGUAGAUAUGUUAGAUGUCUUUGAACCAAGUUGGAUUUAGGACCUGUAAUGGAAGCUGAAAAUCAAAACCACUUCUUAUUGAAUUAUGCAGAUUUUAAUUGGUUUGUUUUAACCCUUUAACUCCCAAGAUCUCAUUAGUAGUUCUCCUUACUGUCUGCUAUAUAGUUCUUGUGAUGUUAGCUUGGAGAAUUUGGUAUUGGAUCAAGUAAUAACCCCCUAAUUUAAAAGAUUUUUCUUAAUUCUCAUCACUUGUCUGCUUGAUAUUAUAUUGAUAUUGUAAGGAGAAAUUCUGACUUGGUCACUCAUGGGAGUUAAAGGGUUAACCUAAUGUUAAGAAAAUGUAAUUUUUGACUUAGGCUUCCGAAGGUGGGAAGUAACCUCAGAGAAAAUAUGAUUUUAAUUUUAAAGAACAUUACAAAGCUAUGUUAAACCUCUGUUAAACAAACAUCUGAAAAGAUAAACGAUCAGCAUUGACUCAAAUUCUUUUUUUUCCUAUUUGCCUGAAGGAUGCCUUCUCUUGGGUUGGUUUUGGAUUUCAGCAACCAUUUUGUUGAAGUGUUUUGACUCUUAGAGCCUAUUGCCAUGUAGCCUCUUACUGUAGUUCAAUUAUAUUACAUAGCUGAAUGGUGUUAUUCUGAUGUAACUUCAGAUUCUCCUCACUGCUGUAUUGGAAAAUUUAUAGCAGAUACGGAGGAGAAUAUGGAAUCAUUCUUGUGGAGUUACAUGGCUGGAAUAAAUACAUGCUUUCUCGCUAAAUAGUGGUUCUAAUUUUAUAAGUUAUUUCUGUGCAGUGGUGACUUCUUACAAAUAUGGAACAGAUUACUAUUUUAAAUAGAUGUAACUCUAUAGAUAUUUAUUUAUUAUCAUUCAAAUGUUUUGUUAUUUACUUUAACCAACCUGUACUAUAUAUCAGUGUCAAUAUGACAGAACUCAUAAGCAAGCUCUUUUUGCAAGGCUGUAAUCUUGUUUGUGUAGUUUAAAAAUGAAUCACUUCCCUUUGUGUUGAAUAAUGUAGCUUUUUGUGGUUAAGUGUCAGUCUGCAAUCAUACUGUUAUGAAGUUAUGUUCUUCAACCCUUUAACUUCCAGAGGUGAUUAACAUGUAAGUUCUCGUUAUAGUAUCCACACAUUAUCCAGCAAACAAGUAGUGAGAUUACUCAAACUUAUCAGGUACAGGAUUUUAUCUUGAUUGCACACCAAAUUCUCAAAACCAAUUUACAAGGAAAUGUUUGGCAGCUAGAGGAGAGAAUUAACAAUCAGAUCUUGGGAGUUGAAGGGUUGAUAGUUUGACUAUGAGUAGUCCUUCCUUUUCAGUGAAGUUUGGCGGGCAAGUCCAAAAAAAUCAGCGAAAAAUUUGUAAAAAAUUGAUGUUUGCAUGCCAUGCGAAACUCUGGGAAUUGAGGUGCAGGAAAGAAGUACAAUUCAUGCACCUUACCCCCAGAAUUUUGCUAGGCCAGGGGGCAUGGAUUUUUUUGACUUGCGUAAAAGACUUCAGUAAAUAGGAAGGAUUCCUUGUAGUUUAUUUAAUAGCUUUUAGAUACCAUAUAUGGCAAAGGUUAAGAAAUUGUUAGAGCUGACCUCAGUUAGAGCAAUAAAGAUUGCUACUGGAG